Molecule: messenger RNA, 1010 nt
Organism: Perca flavescens (yellow perch)
Lineage: Eukaryota; Metazoa; Chordata; Actinopteri; Perciformes; Percidae
Gene: epd
Product: ependymin
Exons: 6
Coding region: 48-689 (213 amino acids)
Biological process (GO): cell-matrix adhesion
Cellular component (GO): extracellular region; lysosome
Molecular function (GO): calcium ion binding
Source: RefSeq, a predicted model, not a curated record
UUUUGCCAUCUCGAACUGUAUUUUGUGACUCCCUCUGGACCAGGAAAAUGUAUGCAGCUUUUACGCUCUUCGUCUUCAUCUGCUUGACUGCCACCACCCAUGCAGAUCACCAUCAGCCUUGUCAUGCACCCAAUAUGACAGGAUUCAUGACUGCCUUAAGCCUUAAGGGUGAAGUGAAAGCAUUUGGUGCAUUCACUUAUGACUCAAUGGGCAAGAAACUACGGUUCAGAUCAAACGAGAGCCACCCCGUCAACACAUCCGUAGGUUUGGAUGUGCUGAUGUUUUUCGAUAAGGGGAUAUUCUAUGAGAUUGACCUCAAAAACCAGAGCUGUGAGAAAAAAACAUUGCAAUGCACCCAGCACCCUCUAGAUAUCCCCGAUGAUGCAACGUUCAUGACUACAGUAAACACUGGGAAUCCAUCCAUUGAAGGGGAGGGAUUAAAAAUCAAUGCAUGGACAGGAUCAAUGCCAGACAAGAAAGGCAAGUACUACAUGGCUGUUACCAUGGAAUGUUUGCCUGUGAGCACAUUCUACUUCUAUGAGUCCUCAUCAUUCCUUUUCAGCCUCACGGAGAUUGACACCGAGAUCAAGGAUCCUGAUCUCCUCAUGGUGCCCUCCAUUUGUCUGGGACAGCCUUUGGAGGCGACACCUGAAGGGACCGUCCAUAGCUUCCUCAACGAGUUCAUGUAGAUGACACCUUGCCAGCAGAAAAUCCAACCCCCUAUCCAAGUGUGGCCUGCCAGAACCUUAGACUUUUCUUUGCUUUUCAUGUGUGACUCAAGUUUUUCGUGUGGCACUGAACUACAUCACAUCUGUUUCCAUCUUCCACUCCCCUAUGAAAAUAUGGCUUUGAAUGGAUCAUCCUGUAUACAUACACUUUGAUGUGAAGGAAAGAGAUGGCCUGGAUUAUAGAAUUAGUCAUAAUUACUAACAGUUUGGUGGCUUUUUAAGUUGGUACUGCUUACAAAACCUGUAAGAUAUGCUUAAUGGAACAAUAAAAUGUCAAAGCUG